Messenger RNA from Brassica napus (rape), 417 nucleotides. Its product is annotated as glutathione S-transferase T3-like. Bases 1 to 417 code for a protein of 138 amino acids. The transcript has a single exon. NCBI's taxonomy places the organism in Eukaryota, Viridiplantae, Streptophyta, Magnoliopsida, Brassicales, Brassicaceae. The record is from RefSeq and is a predicted model, not a curated record.
AUGAGUUUUCAACCCUCUCCAGACCUUGGAGGAUCUGGUUCACGUGCAGAAAUUGGUGAGGACCGCAAGCAAAGGUCGAAGUGGUCAACUGCUGAAGACCUGGUCCUCAUCAGUGCAUGGUUGAACACCUCCAAGGACGCAGUAGUUGGGAAUGAACAGAGGGCUGGAACCUUUUGGUUGAGGAUAACCUCUUACUAUAAUGCAAGUCCCAAGGUCGUUGGUUUGGCUAAGAGAGAGCAAAACAAGUGCAAGCAAAGGUGGGGGAAGAUAAAUGAAGGUGUCUGCAAGUUUGUGGGAUGCUAUGACACUGCAACAAAACAGAGAACUAGUGGGCAGAGUGAAGAUGAUGUUUUGAAGGCUGCACUUGAAAUUUUCUUCAACGAUUACAAGGUGAAAUUCGAAUUGGAGCAUGCCUAG